Molossus molossus (Pallas's mastiff bat) is the source of this 1042-nucleotide messenger RNA. RefSeq names its product xin actin-binding repeat-containing protein 1-like. Gene Ontology annotation, cellular component: focal adhesion; stress fiber. The coding region runs from base 1 to 993 and encodes 330 amino acids. The transcript is spliced from 2 exons. NCBI's taxonomy places the organism in Eukaryota, Metazoa, Chordata, Mammalia, Chiroptera, Molossidae. Gene Ontology annotation, molecular function: actin filament binding. The record is from RefSeq and is a predicted model, not a curated record. Gene Ontology annotation, biological process: actin filament organization; actin cytoskeleton organization.
AUGCGCAUCUCUGGCUGGAGGUUCCAGUGUGACCCCACCUCACUGCAGCAGGGCCCCAGCACCCCAGGAGGGAAGCUGACUCAAGGCUCCCACCAAGGGGCCCCUGAGAGUCUGCAGGGGAGCCAGCAGGAGCUCCAGGGCCUCCUGAGCCAGGGGCAGGCUCUGGAGAAGGAGGCCGAAAGCCGCGUGGAUGUGCGGGCGCUGAAGACCCUCUUUGAGGCUGAGCCCCAGCUGGGCGGGGCCCUUCAGGCUCCUGCUGCCUCCUGUAAGCCCGAGGCCUCAAUGGAGCAGGCCUUUGGGGAGCUGAUGAGGGUCAGCACAGAGGUGGCCCGGCUGAAGGAACAGAUGCUGGCCAGGCUGCUGGAUACUGAGGAAGCUGUGCACAAAGCCCUUAGCUCCAUGUCGAGCCUGCAGCCUGAGGCUAGCACCUGGGGCCAUUCCCAAGGACCCCAAAAAGACCACAGUGCCUACAAGGUCAGUGUCAUGGACAGCAGUAGAGCCAGGCCCAACUGCUCAGGCCAGGAGGUCAGGGGUCAAACUGCAAUCAAGAGCCAAAUCGAGGUCCAGAGUCAAGCCAAGGUCAGAAAUCACACAGAGGCCGGAGGUCCAGCAGUCUCAGCCGCCCCUUCCACCAGGAGGCUGGAGACAUUGAGAGAAGAUUCAGGCCUCCCUCUCAUCUUGCCUUCUAGCAGAGAGUCACCCUCCUCCCCAACCUUCAUCUCCAUUAAGUCAGCCACAAGGAAGCUUCCAGAAGCUCCCAGCCCCAGGGGCAGCCCGGAUGUUUCAGUGAAAAACACAUCCCUGGCCCAGGAUGUGAGCCAGACACUGCUCCAUCAGAAAGGUGUCCAGGACAAGGCCGAGAAAAAAGAGGUCACCCAGUGCUCUGGACAGCCCAGGCCUACCCCUGCCUCAGCCAGCUCCCUGCUCAGUGGACGGCAGAAGAGUGUUCUGGAACUACAGACUGGGCCUGGUGGCUCCCAGAACUGUGACUGAGCAGUGCAGAAACUCAGUCCUCACGUCCUCCACCACAGUCCCCAAGCAG